This is a messenger RNA of Penicillium griseofulvum, 1863 nucleotides long. RefSeq names its product Zn(II)2Cys6 transcription factor. NCBI's taxonomy places the organism in Eukaryota, Fungi, Ascomycota, Eurotiomycetes, Eurotiales, Aspergillaceae. Gene Ontology annotation, biological process: regulation of DNA-templated transcription. Gene Ontology annotation, molecular function: DNA-binding transcription factor activity, RNA polymerase II-specific; zinc ion binding. The coding region runs from base 1 to 1863 and encodes 620 amino acids. The transcript has 3 exons. The record is from RefSeq and is a predicted model, not a curated record.
AUGACCAAAGGUUGCUAUACCUGUCGCCGACGUCGCAUAAUCUGCGACAAUGGGCAACCCACCUGUCGGAAAUGUCGAGAUGCGGGGAAAGAAUGUCUGGGGUACCAGAAACCGCUUGUUUGGGUCAAAGGUGGUGUAGCUAGUCGAGGAAAGAUGAUGGGCCGCAGCUUUGAUGAUGUGGAAAUGCCGCCUACCAAGCCAAAGCGCCAGCCAGCUACUAGGACGUAUGAUUCGACUGCGGCGAACAGCGGAUUCGGCUUCUUCCCCAUUGCCGAAACAUCGUCCGAUGCCGAAUCGCACAGCUCUGGGACUCAACCUAGUCCGGAGACCGAUGGGUGGACUUUUGAGACGGAGAAUCCAACAUUUGGGGGAGAAAUAGCGCACUUGGGGGUCAAUCCCGCCGAGGAACAGGAUACCGCGGUUGUUCAUGUUCCUCGGAGCACUCCUCCCGCCGACUAUAUUCCAACGCCAUGGGGACUGGUAGAUCCACUGCUCAAAGAUCUCAGCCACUUCUCAAGGUACUAUGUACAUCAUUACAAUCAAUAUAUGGUGAAUGACUUUGCGCUUUACUCCCAACACAAAAAUCCAUUCAGAGAUCUUACUGCGCUGGUCAACCAUUCUCCUGUUCUCGCUAGUAGCAUCGCUGCUCUUGGAGCUAUCCAUUACUCCCUUGUAUCAGAAUCGAAUCCAUCUGUCCUACCAUGGUCAUCCGGCAACAUCUCGAUGGCGGACUCCAACUUGUCAGUACAGGAGAUUGAAGAUAUAGUUGCGCCGUCGAAUUCUCGAAAACCUACUUCGCAGGCAUAUCAUCAUUUCUUGGAAUACAAGCAGCGCGCCCUUCGCCAAUUGUCUAUGGAUCUCAAUAACCCGGCGAUGCAGAAAGACGGUAGGACCAUAGCUGCCAUCGUCUUGCUCGCCUUCCUAGAUAUAUUUGAAUCCGGCAGCGGAGCCUGGAGUUAUCAUAUCGAGGGUGCGAAGAAGCUUCUCAAGGACCGACCUGAAAAUGGCCCGGGACAAGGAAUCCUUGACGACCUGGACGCUUUUGCCCUUGACGGGUGUUUAAUAAUGGAAAUCAUGGGAUCAACACUAGCCCGCCCAGGCGCGCUCUCAAAGCCCUUCUACUCCUCAUCCAUGGACCCAGCGAUCUUCAAACGCCUCGAAGAACAGUCUUGGGUCGGAUGUCCCGCCUAUCUCCUAGAAGCAAUCUUCUUCGUCCACGCCCUGUGGUACCCAGACCCAGAAACCACCACCCCAACCCCUCAACCAACAGCCCUACCAAACCCAAUCCAACCCGGCCAACCCCUCACCUUAGACGCAUUCGCAAGUCUCCUCCAAGGAAUUCGCAACUUCGACCCAAUAGCAUGGAGCGAAGAAAUGCAAAAAGUCUUCUUCCUCCCAAACCUAAACUACCGUCUCGCCCUCGCAACAUCCUACCAAGACGCCGUCUACCUUUACACAAGUCGUGUCCUCUCCCGUCGCAGACCGGGCUUCUCACCUCCCUGGACAGACCUUGGUCUCCCGCUCGACCACAGACUCAUUGCCACGAACCUCAUCACGCAAAUCUGUCUCAUACCACCUUCAGACCCGCACUUCAAAUGCCUUAUCUGGCCUACUUUCAUUGCUGGCGCGGAAUGUCGCCCUUCGCAGCGGACUCUUAUCCUUCAAAAGCUCGGCUCGCUCUAUGAAGCCUUGACGAGUGUUAAUGUCCGCAAUGCUGCUUGGGUUUUACGUCUCAUGUGGCAGAAACAGGAUCUCAAGCGUCGUGAACACAAUGUUGAGCAGUAUGAUGAUGAUGACUACGAUCUUGAGUUUGACUGGGUUGAGGAGUUGGAUCAUUCGCGCCUCGACUGGUUGUUCAUUUAG